Messenger RNA from Macaca mulatta (Rhesus monkey), 1473 nucleotides. RefSeq names its product cytochrome P450 family 2 subfamily C member 18 (gene CYP2C18). NCBI's taxonomy places the organism in Eukaryota, Metazoa, Chordata, Mammalia, Primates, Cercopithecidae. The record is from RefSeq and is marked provisional. Gene Ontology annotation, biological process: xenobiotic metabolic process. Gene Ontology annotation, molecular function: iron ion binding; heme binding; oxidoreductase activity, acting on paired donors, with incorporation or reduction of molecular oxygen, reduced flavin or flavoprotein as one donor, and incorporation of one atom of oxygen. Gene Ontology annotation, cellular component: intracellular membrane-bounded organelle; cytoplasm.
AUGGAUUCUCUUGUGGUCCUUGUGCUCUGUCUCUCCUGUUUGCUUCUCCUUUCACUCUGGAGACAGAGAUCUGGGAGAGGAAAAUUCCCUCCUGGCCCCACUCCUCUCCCAGUGAUUGGAAAUAUCCUACAGAUAGAUAUUAAGGACGUCAGCAAAUCCUUAACCAACCUCUCAAAAGUCUAUGGCCCUGUGUUCACUCUGUAUUUUGGCCUGGAACGCAUGGUGGUGCUGCAUGGAUAUGAAGCAGUGAAGGAAGCCCUGAUUGAUCUUGGAGAGGAGUUUUCUGGAAGAGGACAUUUUCCAUUGGCUGACAGAGCUAACAGAGGAUUUGGAAUCGUUUUCAGCAAUGGAAAGAGAUGGAAGGAGAUCCGGCGUUUUUCCCUCAUGACACUGCGGAAUUUUGGGAUGGGGAAGAGGAGCAUUGAGGAUCGUGUUCAAGAGGAAGCCCGCUGCCUUGUGGAGGAGUUGAGAAAAACCAAGGGCUCACCCUGUGAUCCCACUUUCAUCCUGGGCUGUGCUCCCUGCAAUGUGAUCUGCUCCAUUAUUUUCCAUAAACGUUUUGAUUAUAAAGAUCAGCAAUUUCUUAAAGUGAUGGAAAAAUUGAAUGAAAACGUCAAGAUUUUGAGCAGCCCCUGGAUCCAGAUAUGCAAUAAUUUUCCUCCUUUCAUUGAUUAUUUCCCGGGAGCCCAUAACAAAUUACUUAAAAACAUUGCUUUUUUGAAAAGUUAUAUUUUGGAGAAAGUAAAAGAACACCAAGAAUCAAUGGACAUGAACAACCCUCGGGACUUUAUUGAUUGCUUCCUGAUGAAAAUGGAGAAGGAAAAGCACAACCAACAGUCUGAAUUUACUAUUGAAAACUUGGAAAACACUGCAGUUGACUUGUUUGGAGCUGGGACAGAGACGACAAGCACAACCCUGAGAUAUGCUCUCCUUCUCCUGCUGAAGCACCCAGAGGUCACAGCUAAAGUCCAGGAAGAGAUUGAACGUGUGAUUGGCAGAAAUCGGAGCCCCUGCAUGCAGGACAGGAGCCACAUGCCCUACACAGAUGCUGUGGUGCACGAGAUCCAGAGAUACAUUGACCUUCUCCCCACCAACCUGCCCCAUGCAGUGACCUGUGAUGUUAAAUUCAGAAACUACCUCAUCCCCAAGGGCACAACCAUAUUAAUUUCCCUGACUUCUGUGCUACAUGACAACAAAGAAUUUCCCAACCCAGAGAUGUUUGACCCUCGUCACUUUCUGGAUGAAGGUGGCAAUUUUAAGAAAAGUAACUACUUCAUGCCUUUCUCAGCAGGAAAACGGAUUUGUGUGGGAGAAGCCCUGGCCCGCAUGGAGCUGUUUUUAUUCUUGACCUCCGUUUUACAGAACUUUAACCUGAAAUCUCUGGUUGACCCAAAGGACCUUGACACCACUCCAGUUGUCAAUGGGUUUGCCUCUGUGCCACCCUUCUACCAGCUGUGCUUCAUUCCUGUUUGA